AUGUAUAUCACGAUAUUAACCAUCUCAUUAAAAUGGGCGAUUAAAUCUCGACCAACAACCGAAUUUGCCAGCUAUUUCAGAACAGCCUCAAGAAAUCGAAGUAAAUUCGGCUCAAGAAGAAAUCCAGCUGCAAUUAUAAAUCAGCCUCAAGAAAUCAAAGAACCUCUUCAAGCUAAUGAGCAAGUAGACCUCGUCCAACAUGAAAAUGUCCAAUCUAUUUUAGGUCAAAUUCAAGAAACCGAAGAACCAUCUCAAGCUAUUUUGCGAGUAAACAUACAAGAAGAAAAAUUUGGAGCCAUUGCAGAUCAGCUUCAAGAGAACGAAGAACCGUCCAAAGAAAUUAGCGACACAGAAGAACAAUUGAACACCGCUUCAAAAAGCAAGGAUUUUCCAGAAUUGAUAACUGACCCAGCAGUCAAAAAACAAUUAGUGGCUUCUGGUGCUCGACAACCACGAGGACCUUUUCCAAUAGACAAGAAAAGUGGUCGAGUUUUUUUCGAGAAUUAUUACUGGAUUGUCAGCAAAUCGGGUUUAAAGUUAAACAGAAGCUGGCUUUCAUACUCUACAGAAAAGAAUGUAGUCUAUUGCUUUCCGUGUUGGCUGUUCUCCGAAAGAAGUUCGUUUAAUAACCCAUGGAGUAGCAAUGGAAUCCAAGAUUGGAAGCAUUUGUCGGAAAGAAUCAAGUUCACGAAACAUCAAAGAUUCACACAAAUUCUUGCACGGUAUACGAUUGCUGAAAAAAAAAACAAUACCGUAGAUAUGGCACUACAAAAAUCUUUACGCGACGAACAAAAUUUUUGGCGCAAAGUACUUAAACGAAUUUUAGAUGUGACUAUGAUGCUUGCGACCUGCAAUUUGGCAUUUCGAGGAAAAAACGAGAAAAUGGGAGACAGCAAUAAGGGUAACUUCUUAUCAGUGAUAGAGUUACUGGCUCGUUGCGAUCCUAUUUUGACGGAAUUGCUUGAGCGACCUGCAACCUGCAAGAUUAAUUAAAUAUUUAAGUGCUAGAGUUCAGAACGAAGUGAUAUGUCUAUUAGGAAAAGAACUCGAGGAAAACAUCCAGACCUCCAAGUAACUUUUGGUUUGCAGCUAUAAAUAGAGCU
This is a messenger RNA of Episyrphus balteatus (marmalade hoverfly), 1103 nucleotides long. RefSeq names its product zinc finger MYM-type protein 5-like. Lineage: Eukaryota; Metazoa; Arthropoda; Insecta; Diptera; Syrphidae. The transcript has 6 exons. The record is from RefSeq and is a predicted model, not a curated record. Bases 1 to 993 code for a protein of 330 amino acids.